This is a messenger RNA of Alternaria viburni, 396 nucleotides long. RefSeq lists its product as uncharacterized. The record is from RefSeq and is a predicted model, not a curated record. The transcript is spliced from 3 exons. The coding region runs from base 1 to 396 and encodes 131 amino acids. NCBI's taxonomy places the organism in Eukaryota, Fungi, Ascomycota, Dothideomycetes, Pleosporales, Pleosporaceae.
AUGUACAAGCAGCUGCAAGGUCAAGAAGAUCCGACCGGAUAUGCACGCAGGGCAGGAAGGUCCCCAAGGGCCGCAUCCACGGAUGCCAAGCAGUACGAGAACUCUACAAUCGAAGGCGAAUCGGAUAUACCGAACUCGAAGCCUCCUACCUACGAGCUGGUCAACGACAAAGCAUACCACGAUGACGACUUUCUCAUGCUGGCAAGAACGCCGGAGCCUAGCUGUCCCGUCCCUACGAAGAAGCGCUUCUUUACAGGAUGGCGCAUGGGUGCGCUCGCAUCGGCUAUCUGCGCCAUCUUGGUGUUCAGCAUGAACCUCGCGCUCACAAUCUGGGUCUGGAAGAACCCCGAUUACGAGCACGCAAAUGGCGCAGCUGCUCUACUGUUAGAGAAGUGA